Messenger RNA from Caenorhabditis auriculariae, 5803 nucleotides. NCBI's taxonomy places the organism in Eukaryota, Metazoa, Nematoda, Chromadorea, Rhabditida, Rhabditidae. The record is from the annotation of a GenBank genome assembly.
AUGCUACUGCUGCACGGAAUCGUCUCGUUGGCUUCUUUUCUGUCGUUUUUGGAAGCUCGUCGCUUGACGGAAGCGGAAAAUCAUCUAUUGCAGAGGACUUGUGGAGGUAAGAAGAGUUUGUGAAAGUUAAAAUUCGCUAAAUAAAUGGCUCAAAAUCAUGUGGAAAAUUUUUUAUCGGAAGAUUUUUAUAAGAAAAUAAUUUAUGGAACCAAUUUUUGAAGACGUUAUCUUAAGAAUACUGCUCAUACGUCUCUUUUUAAAGCCUCAUUUUCUGAAAUAUUUUAGUGAAUUACUUUUUUCUUCAUUUAAAACUCAUGGGAACUAUCUCAAAAGAACGAUAUUAAUGAUUAAAACAGCAAAAAAAAAUCAUCAAUAUUGAAAAACUGAACUAAAACCAAGCACAGAGAUUGAUAAAAAAAAAUCGAAACCCUCAAAGAAAACUUUUCCAAUUGGAGCGCAUUUUCAUCUAAAAAAAUAGCCUUUCAAGUUCAAUUUUUCCAGUCAGAGCCGGAAACCGGAAAGUUCUCUACGGACAAGAGGUCGAAACGACUGAAGCUCCAUGGGCCGUCUCCAUCACCGCUAUGAUGCAAAAUGGUUUGUAAAUUUGGACUUUUUUUUUCCACAAAAUGGGAAGAAAAUAGAAUUUUUCAAGGUCUACAAACGCUCGGCACAGGAACGCUGAUCUCUCCACGCCACAUUCUGACAGCUGGCCAUCUACGUCUCAUCAAUUAUUCACCUUGCGAUUAGUAACAUAAUUUUUAUUUAUUUUUUUAAACUUUAAAACCAUUGAAAAAAAGCAGAUAAUGAAAGAAAAAUAUUCGGAUACUCUGUGACGAAAAAAAAUAAAAAAAGAGGACAGAAGUUCAGAAAAAAAGCUCCAAGGAUAAAUAUUAGAUCAUUAUCUUCUUAUGGGAUUUUUGACCAAAUUUGAAAUUUCGAAACGCUUUAUAGAAGUCAUUCUAAUUGCUUCGAAGCCGAAAAUUCAAAAACACGCAACUCUGCUCAAAAUCAUCUUAGCGUUAUGAAAUUUGCGGGGGUGGAGGGGGGCUACCAGAGGGGCUCUUGGAGAUCCCUUUGAGGACCACUUUAUUAGCCCCUGCAGGGACCCCUAAAGCUUGCAAAAGCGGCCCCUAUAAGGGUUCCAGUUGGUGGACCUAAAGAGACAUGCUAGCUGCCUCUAUAGGGACUGUUAUUCCUUUAACCCCUAUGGGGACCACUUUGAAAGCUUGCUUAAUUUUCAAAAAUAACUCAGCUCUCCGAUCGACUACACGUUGAACCCGGAAAACCUCGUCGUCUUUUUCAACACGACCUGUUCCACUCCAAAUAAAUGCGCAAGAAUGGGUCUGCCCCAGGAAAUGAUCUACAGAAAUGUAGUACAGGUAUACUCGAAUUUUGUCGAGAAAAAUGUAUUCAAAAACGUUUCCUUGUAGAUGUACCACCCAAGAGAAUACAUCGGCUACACGUGUCCGAGAGGAAAAUCUCAAGGCGAUAUGUUGAUAAUGGAACUGGACCGUGAUGUUCUACCGAAUGAAUAUUUGUUCCCCGCCUGUUUGCCAGGUACCCUAAUAGAUUUAUAUUUUAAAAAAAGUCGUGAGCAUCAAAAUGAAGUCAAAACCAUGGGAUUCGAUCAGAAGAAGUGGAAAUUGCGGGUCUUAAACUUAACGUAGUCGGUAGGAAAAUAAAAUGACGUCAUCUUGAGACUUAUGUGACGUCACCAAGUUUUUUGAGAACAUGUAAUAUUCAGCUUUAAAAAAAAGUAGAAGCCAAAAAAAAUAUGACGAUUCUUAUGAAAGUAUGACUUUUUGGACCUAUGACAUACAUUUUUCCGUGAUUCAUGACGUCAUCGAAACUUCUUAAAAAUGACGUCAUAUUUUCGUUCCAGACCCCGACAUCAAGCUCUACGAAGGCCUGACCACUCAUUUGUACGGUUUCGGAGGAGAUCGUAAGUUUCGAUUAUCUAAUAUUUUUUCGAAAUUAAAUUUUCCAGCUUCCGCAAGGGGAGAGAAAAACGCUCAGAUCUUGAAACGAUUGGAUAGUCAGGUUUGUUCAAAUCAUGACAUCAUCUUUCGAUAAGAUAGGAAGUUGAUAUUAUGAAGGAGAUAAGGGGAUGAUGUUCCGUUCCAUAUUUGGAAAACAUGAAUAAGGGUCCAAAGUAUUCAGGUUUCGAAAAAGACAAAUUUUAUCGAAAGGAGAGAAUUUUCAAGUAUUUCAGGGGAUUUUCUCGGGUAUAUGAUAAUCGGGCCGCGAAAAUCGAGUCCGCAAAAUCGAGCCGCCAUUUCUACAGGGCGAGACGAACAGAGAAAAAAAAAUAGUGUAGAAAUUUAGGCUCGAUUUCCCAGGCUCGAUUAUCAUAUACCCGAUUUCUCGAAUUAGUAGUGAAUUUUAAAAAUUUCCAAAGCUUUCUCCUGAUAGUCAAUAUAGUCCAGUCGCUGUCAAGUAGUCUUAAAGUUCAAAAUAUCAUUGGAAAACAGGAAAAUUCAGGGCCAAUAAGGAAACUUUUUCUCACGAAAAUUUUCCUCUGUAGUCUCUCUCAAAGUUUCCCUACUAAGAAACUCCAGAGUGAUCCCUAUAGGGGCAAGGUUACGGACCUUUGUUGGUUCCCCUCUAGGGACCACCCUACCGUCCCCUAUAGGAGCCACUAAAGUUUGCCAAAAUGAUCCAUAUAGAGGACAUGCUAGUCGAUUAUUGUCAGCAGAGGAUAAAUUUUUCAAGCUUGCCAUUUUAAUUUUAUUAGGUUGGUAACUAAGUUUCCGAUAUUUUUGGUGUAAACAAACUUCAUCAUGUUUAGCAGGGGAAUAAAAGAGCAAAAAGGUGGCGGACUGUGCCUUGAACCAGUUGGUCAACCAGCUUCUGAGUUGCAUCUCGUCGUCGAAUUUCUGCUUCCCGAGGGCUCGUUGAAAGUGGGAGAAAAGGUGAAAAUCAGAAGGGGCAAGGUCAGGGAAGUAUGGUGGAAGAGGUAAAACAUGCCAUCCGUACGUCUCCAACUCAGCCUUCGUCGAUCGGGCUAUGUGUGGCCGAGCGUUGUCAUGUUGGAAGUAGAAAACGGCCUGAUUCUCGUGUCUGUUUUGGACGCCGAGUCUCAGUUUUCGCAGCUGGUCAGUGUAGGGGUUGGCGUUGUUGUACGACCCUUUUGGUAAAAGUUCCCAGAACUCCACGCCUCGAACCGACCACCAGAUCGACAGCAUGGCUUUUUUCGCGUGUAGAUCCGCUUUAGCGACGUCUUCUGGCUUUACAUCUUUGUCUACUCAUUGAGGACGGCUCUGAGCAUUAUCACGGAGGACCCACUUUUCAUCUCCAGUGAUGUGGUUGUCCAGCCAUCCGUGCGUUCCGUGGAGAGGGAGAAGAAAAAGAGUCAUGUAGACUCUGCGAUCCUUGUCGUAGUCGGUCAAUGGGCGGGGUAUCCAUCGGCCCAUCUUUUGGACCUUUCCGAUUUUUUUUCAUUUCUUUUUAGAUAGUGGUAUUGCUCCCCCAGUGUGGCUUUCAAUUCCCAGGUGGUUACAUAAGGAUCGGUUUAAAUUUGGAUGCGCAGCAGGUCCAGAUCCAACUCGGACGGCCGAUCCGACCCCUCACCUUCAGUCAUGGAAAAAGCCCUUUCGAGAACUUGUUGAACCAAAAGCUGAUGAUGCUUUGAGAGGGCGCAUGCUCUUCGUAUACGUCCUUGAUACGACGUUAGGUGUCAGGUUGAUUGCUGCCAGAAAAGAACAAAAACAGAAAUGUGUGUCGAAUGUGAGCUCGGUCGUGGAUGAAUCUAUGGGUCGUCCUCGAAGGGGAACGAAGGAGAGACUGAAUCUAUCAGUGGUUUACGUAGAGGAGACUUCCCUCCUGCUAGCCUGCCUAGUGGCGAAACAAGAAGUGCAUCCAGUAAAACGUGGGAGCUAACCAAAAACACACCUCAAAAAUAUCGGAAACUUAGUUACCAACCUAAUAAAAUCUGAACAAAAAUUUAAAAAACAGUUUGAGGACCAAUUGAGCUUUAAGUGCUUGGGGGUCAGACUCUUAGCCCCUAUAGAACCCCCUGAAUGUUACCCCUAGAAGGGGCCCUUUUUGUCUUCUAUGGGGGCUGUUUUUCCCGUAAACCUUAUAGGACCACUCUGGUGCUCCUAAGUAUACUCAUCUUGAAGUUCAAUGGAUUUCGUUCAUAGAUGAUCAAGUUCAGAGCUUGUUAAGCCCGGGAGGAGGGGGUGGCUUCCAAGUAUUCAGAAAAAUUAGGGGUAAAGUCCAUUUUUUACCCGAGGAAGGUACCUUUGGCCAAAAUAAUACAAGUUUCCGCCUCAGGAAGACAGUAUCAACUUUAAUUUAUGAAAAAUCGGGAAGGGUCGGCGGCCGUUGAAAUUAUGGUUUCGUUUAAUCUUCAAGCGAAAAUUUUCUUUUGAAUUUGAGAAGUUCAAGAUUCCCAGACCACUAUUAAAACUUCAAAGUCUCCUUUCAAGCUUAUCCAAGAAGCCUUUGGAAAACUUUCCUUCCAAAAAUUAUGUCAUUUUUUCUCAUUUUUCAAAUUCCUCACCGUCUUUUCUGCUUGAAGAUUGUGAGAUGUCGAGGAAUCGAGUCACGAAGCGAUCUGGACGACAUAAUUUGCACGGAAUCCGAGUCGGCUGGCCUUGCCUGCAAGGUACCUUUCCUUUUUCCUUUCAUUUUUUGCCUUUUUCUAAAGUAGGAGGCUUCUUUUAAAUGAUUUUUAUUUCUCAAGCCUCACCAAGGACUCAAAAAAUGACAAUAAAGAUAUGAAUUAGACGAGGAAAAGAUGGAAGUAAACCCAAAAAAAUUAUUUUUCUUUCAAUCAAAAAAGUUAAUUGCACAUUUUUACAGGGCGACAGUGGCUCCGGGGUCAUUCAAAAAAUCGGCGGAAAGGUCGAAAUUAUUGGAGUUUUGUCGGCCGGUAUCGAUUGUCCAAUCGUUAUGAAACGUCAGCAGGAAUCGAUUCGAGGUAAUUAUCAAAAUUUUUUUCAAAAAAAGUUGAAGUUUUUGGGUUAAUUUCGUAUGCAAAAACUAUUCAAAGAGCAAGAAAGUCGAUAUUUUUCAAAUUCGAGAUACAGGCUAAUUUCUGAAAAAGUUCCUUGUUUUUGAAAAAGUCUCUACUUGGAAAAACUCUAGGGGCCACUUAAGAAGUUGCUCAAGGUCUUCUUGGUGAGGACACUAAAGGGGUCACUAAAGCGAUCUCUAUAGAAGCCCCUAUAUCACGCCUUAAUGACCACUUUAGUAGUUUUUAGUGGUCUAAUAGAAUCCAAUAAACUUCUAAAGAGGCCACUAAGUUUUUUUUUUCACUUGAGUGGCCACUAAUUUCACUACUAUAAUGGCCACUAAAACUUCAAAACCCUGAAGUGGCCACUAGAAGUUUGCCCAGCCUCUUCAGGGUACCCAGUGAACAUCGAAAAAUGGGCAUUUUGAAAAAUUUUAGAAUCUCAGUAAUUUAUCAGACGAAAAUUGUGAAAAUCCAAAAAGCUUGGUUUUUCAAGAUGAUUAACAUAAUUUUUCAAAGCGUUUUUUUAGAUAUUAGGUGGGAAAAGUCGAUUCUUCCGUUGAUAGAUUAAUGAUAAAACCUUGAUAAAAUUUCGAAAGUUCAGAAAAAUUGUCUCUCAAGAUAAUGCUUUUUUUCCACUUUUUCUAUAUUAGUUUUUGAAGAGCUUCUGUUCGAAAGUCCAGCUUAAAAAAAUCAUUUCAAGCCAUAGAUUUUUUUCGAAAAAUGUUUAAAUUUUUCGAAAUUCCAGCCAAGCAAAAUCUCUUCAUGGCCCAAGACAUCAUCGUCUCUUCAAUUUACUACUCCGACUUCAUUUGCCAAGCGACGGGAGUUUGUCGAAAAUGGUGA